AUGAGCUUCCCACUGGUCGCUCCAAUGUUUCCUGCAGGGAGGGAACCCCUUCCUCCAGGAAUGACAGAGGAGGACCGUGCUCAGUUACUCGAGGCCAAAAAGUACCAAGGAUGGAUGACCAUGGGCAUGGAGUCUUGUGCAGCAAAGACGGUCAUUGCUGGUGUCGGCGGUCUCGGCAUUGGCGCAUUUUUCUCUCUCAUGUCCUCAUCGUUUGCGUACGAGGAUCCUUUGCUACGGCAAUCCACUCAAGCUGGCCUGAAUAACACUCAGAAGGCCCGUGAAAUUUUCAAGGAAAUGGGUAGAGGGAUGUGGAAAAGCGGAAAGGGCUUCGGAAAAGUUGGAGCAUUGUUCGCCGGAAUAGAAUGUGUAAUUGAAGGCUACCGAGCGAAGAAUGACAUGGUAAACCCGAUUGCUGCAGGCUUCGUUGCCGGAGGUGUUCUUGCGCGAAAUUCGGGACCUAAAGCUGCUCUUGGUGGUGGAUUGGCAUUUGCUGCAUUUUCCGCAGCCAUAGAUUUGUUUUUACGGAGGGAACCGUCAGAGUAA
Messenger RNA from Suillus plorans, 543 nucleotides. Its product is annotated as Tim17-domain-containing protein. The transcript has 3 exons. Lineage: Eukaryota; Fungi; Basidiomycota; Agaricomycetes; Boletales; Suillaceae. The record is from RefSeq and is a predicted model, not a curated record. Gene Ontology annotation, biological process: protein insertion into mitochondrial inner membrane. Gene Ontology annotation, molecular function: transmembrane protein transporter activity. Gene Ontology annotation, cellular component: TIM22 mitochondrial import inner membrane insertion complex. The coding region runs from base 1 to 543 and encodes 180 amino acids.